GUCGCCAACCACGUCCUGAAUUAAUUUCAUGGCAAUUUUCUUUUGUAAUAUUAAUCAAAAAGCGUGUUAAAUAUGCACAGUCAAAUAUGCACUUGUCACGAAAUCGAAUCACUCUUUAUAGUGUGGUGUUUAAAGAUUGUGGUGCUUUGUAAGACUUUGUUUCUUGACGGCUCGAAGGUUGUUUUAUUUCCAAGCCUGAAAUUGCCUUAGCAUUUGGUAGUUUUGGACAAAGUUUAAUAAUACACUUGAAGUCAGGUAAAAGUGGUUGUAACUUAAGACAAAACACGAAGCAUGGCAUAUUUUCAAGGAACUUUUGAAAAACGUUGUAUGACGACAGGAGCUCCAACUGAACUUUCCUUUAUCACAACGACAUUUUCAAUCAUCUUCACAAUCGUAAACAUCCCCGGUAAUCUUCUAGUGAUCAUUGCUGUAGUUCUAGAUCCUUACAAGAACCUACGUACACCGUUUAACUACCUUAUGGCAAACUUAGCCAUGGCUGACUUGAUUGUGGGAACUGUGACUGACCCAUUAUCUGUGUACAUACAUUUGAAAGAGGGAAUUGAUGAAAAGUUACACAAGAAAGAGAUACAAGCUCUACAUAUGUCGUAUUUCAUUUCUUGCACAGCUUCUGUGCUCAGUCUAGCAACAUUGGCAAUAGAAAGAUAUUUGGCUGUCAGGAACCCACAUAACUAUAGAAACAGAUUCACAACGAAACGAGUAUUGGCGACAACAGCAAUAAUUUGGUUGAUAUCCCUCAGUUUGCCAUUUGUCUAUUUUGAAGUUGGCUAUAUAACAUAUGCCUUUAUAUUUGCCAACACGGGUAUCGUGUUUGCCAUUACAAUAACGAUACUGACAUAUUCGCUCAUGUUCCGUACUUUUCAACAACGUACUGGUAACGCCAUCAUCAACAAUCACAAUGGAAACGAAAAGAAAUCCAUGGAUGAGAUUACACCACGUAGCGAUCAAAGUCAAACCGCUGCUGCGUGGGAACGCAAGGUCACAAAGAUGUUCCUUUGCGUUUUGGUAGCCCUUCUUUGCUGCUAUGGUCCAUCAACCAUCUUUAUCUACAUCAUGAGUUUCUGUGAAUCAUGUGACUGUACAACGUUACAUUGGUUUAGAGAUCUCCAGUUCUUGUUCGUAAUUGCAAAUUCAUCUGUAAAUUUCUUCUGCUAUGCGUUGCGAUCCCGUCGUUUCAGAAAUGCAUUCUGGUACAUUUUUCGCAUGAAAAGAAUAGAAAGUCCAGAGCCAAUCUCUCAAUCUGGAGCAAGGUCCACACAAUCUUCAAAUGACACUCGUAUAUAGAUUUUGGUUAUUGAAAAUAUCAAAGUCAUUUUAAAAAUAUUUUCCUCUCUUUUAAUCAGACCUUGCAGCUUUUAUUUAAUGAUGUUACAAAUGAGAUUUUUAGUGAGUAAACAGUUUAUAAUCUUUGAGAGACAUUCAUUACUUCAAAAUGACAUUCACUAUAUGAUAGCUAUGUGAAGUUUUAACUGUUUAUUUUACCUACACUUGUAUUUCAUUCAUACAGAAUAAUGCAUUUGUAUUUAGAACUUAUCUAUACAGUAAAAAAUUUAUUUGAUUUAGCAUAGUAACGAAGAUAAAAGAUUAUCAAUUUAACAGCAGAAGUAAAACAAUGAAUGUUA
Messenger RNA from Xenia sp. Carnegie-2017, 1640 nucleotides. Its product is annotated as galanin receptor 2a-like. Bases 292 to 1302 code for a protein of 336 amino acids. The record is from RefSeq and is a predicted model, not a curated record. The transcript is spliced from 3 exons. Gene Ontology annotation, cellular component: membrane. Gene Ontology annotation, biological process: G protein-coupled receptor signaling pathway. Gene Ontology annotation, molecular function: G protein-coupled receptor activity. Lineage: Eukaryota; Metazoa; Cnidaria; Anthozoa; Malacalcyonacea; Xeniidae.